AUGCCUACUCCCGGUCUCCUCUACGUCACCAUGCAGCCCAAGGGCUCGCUGCCAGACACUCAAUUCCACGACUGGUACAACAACGAACAUGGCCCUCUGCGUCUGCGUCUGCCCUUCGUCACCAAUGGCUUCCGUUUCCGUGCGACCGAUGGCGAGCAGCCCGAGUAUGUGGCUCUGUACGAUAUCACCGACAUGGACGAAUUGACCCGCGAGACUUACUUGUCGCUGCGCACUGAUCUAAUUAAGACAGAGCGCGAGAAGAAGACCAUGGCACAGAUUGACGUGGGUCGUCUGCUAUACGAUCUGGUGGAUGAGCGCAGCAGCCCCAACUUCCGUCCGCUGGAGGACCAAGCCGACACAGAUGCCGAGACCCGGGGCAGCGUUCUCGUCGCCGUCCGAGUUGCCACUGACCCCACCAAGGAAGCUGAUCUGGAGAAAUGGUAUCGGGAGGAACACUUUGACAUGCUCUCUCGAGUGCCUGGAUGGCGUCGGAGUCGCCGCUUUGUUACUGCAGCUAUUGAUUCAGCUGCCCCGCGUGAACACCUUGUCCUCCACGAGUAUGCCCCAGUCAACGGUCUCGGAGGCGAUGCCCACAAAGCUGCCAUGAGCACUCCCUGGGGAGCUCGCCUGAUGAGCGACGUGGUGACCUCCAAGAACCGCCGUGUGUAUGAGUGGUACUAUACCUUUGGCCCUGCUCCCCGUGAGCUGACCUCAUUGGCCGCCUCGGAUGUCGUUGGACCCUGGAACUCCAACGAUGGUCGCACUCGUACAUUCCCAUCGCCUACCCGCCCGGCUGUCGAGUCCUUCGUCACCACGGCUGAUGGUGUCGAGAUUCCUUACCGUCUGGAGGGUAGCACCGACCCCUACGCACCCGUAGUGGUGCUGAGCAAUUCCAUCCUGGUCAACUGGAACAUUUGGGACCGGUUCGUAGAUGCCUUCUUCGCCCAGAAGCAGAACCAGCGCUACCGCGUCGUGCGCUAUCUCACCCGUGGCCGCCGCUCUGCAAGCGGCGAGCAGCCCGUGAACAUUGAUGUGCUGGCCUCUGACCUCGCCACCUUGCUGGAGGCCCUGCGUGUACCUCCCAAGGCCGCCCGUUUGAUCGGUGUCAGCCUGGGUGGUGUCACCGUUCUCAACACCUCCCUCCUCCACCCCGAGCGCGUUGGAGCCUUCAUCGCCUGCGACACCAACUCUUCCGCCCCCGAGUCCAACCGCAAGGCCUGGGGUGACCGUGUCGCCAUCUGUGAGAAGGAGGGCUCUGUGGACCCUGAAACCAAGGAGCCCAUUGUGGGCGAGGAGCUGGCCGAGGUCACAACUCGCCGCUGGUUCGUGCCCGAGUCCUACGAGACCCAGCCUGAGGUUCUCGCCCCGGUCAAGGAGGCGGUGCGCACCAACAGCCUGAAGGGCUUCGCCCACAGUGUGCAGGCCCUCUGCGCCUACGAUAUCCGCGAGCGUAUGGCUUCUGCCACUGUGCCUGGUUUGUUUGUUGCUGGAGCCAACGACGGUGUCCUCCCUCAGACUAUGCAGAAGAUGGCCACCGAUUUGAAGGGUGGUGCUGAGCUCAAGAUCAUCGACCGUGCCGGCCACUUGCCUAUGGUGGAACAGCCUCAGGCCUUUGCCGACGUUGUGACGGAGUUCCUGGCUAAGAUUGAUGGUUGA
Molecule: messenger RNA, 1656 nt
Organism: Penicillium arizonense
Lineage: Eukaryota; Fungi; Ascomycota; Eurotiomycetes; Eurotiales; Aspergillaceae
Product: putative alpha/beta hydrolase
Exons: 1
Coding region: 1-1656 (551 amino acids)
Source: RefSeq, a predicted model, not a curated record